Cylicocyclus nassatus is the source of this 640-nucleotide messenger RNA. Lineage: Eukaryota; Metazoa; Nematoda; Chromadorea; Rhabditida; Strongylidae. The record is from the annotation of a GenBank genome assembly.
UUACUAAUUUGAAUGGACUGUGCUGACUAAAGCAGUUUGCAUUGUGACCAGACAAAAUAACCAUAACGUUCUAUCAAAAGCCUCCAACCAUCUAAAUUUCUACAUAAAGCGUGCAAUAAAACUUACAGCAUUCUGACAAUGCAGGAAUUCAAACUAAUCCUUGCAUUUCUUACCGUUGUGUGUACCCAAGCUAUACUAACGAAGCGCGAUAUUUGGAUGGUUGACAAGGGAUAUAACAGGCAUCGCGAACAAUGGAACAAGUACGACUGUAGAAGAGUUUCUUUCUACAAAAAGUGCAGUGGAUUGCAAGGAGGAAUUUUCCAGGGAUACAACGAAAGUUUCCAGCUUUUUAUGUUUCCAACCAGAAGAACACAAUCUUCACAAUUUUCGUCGAAAGGAUGGAUGGCACAAACUUCUCCGUUGCAAAUCUACUUCAACCGGAGACUAUGUUGUUUUGGCUGGAAACAAGUAUGGCAAUCCUAUAGCUCUCGGUACAGGAUCAGUCAGUCAGGUAAUUCGAUGUAAUAACAGAGGAAAGUGGGUUGCACGCGUGGGCCAUGGAAAGUGGAUUAGAGUAAAGGACGCCUUCUGCUAUCUCGUUCCCAAGCGCUUCGAAUGAAAUUUGAAAACAUCGAUGCAA